ACCUAUUUCACAUGGCCUACAAAUUAUGAGCUCACCUCGAAUGUGUGUGUACAGUGGGGUAUUCAAACAUGUUAGGUUUCAUCGCCACAGUGUUUGUGGCUUACUCUUUCACUUCAUAUUUUCUGCUGAGGAGACCGAUCGUAUUUUUCAGAAAAAAGCGGCUUCCUUUCGAAGCUUCUCAUAUUAGUCACCGGGGUGGUUCAGGAGAACAGAUUGAAAAUACUUUAGAGGCUUUCAGUAGCUCUUUGCUUGUCGGCACAAAUAUGUUCGAGACUGAUUGUCAUAUCACGAAAGAUAAUCAGGUUGUCGUAUUUCAUGAUAAUACGCUAGAUCGUUCUACUGGAGUGUCGGGUUUAGUGAAGGAAUUUUCAUACAAAGAUUUACCUAGAUACCUUAGAGUAAUUGAAGUUCAAUUCACCCCAGGUUCCUUUUGUAUUGCGGAGUCUCCCUCCUCAUAUAAAAUUCCACGAUUAGAGGACUUGUUUAAUAAGUUUCCAAAUACCCCCAUCAAUAUUGAUAUUAAAGUUAAUGACAAUCUUCUCAUCAAUGAGGUUGCCCGACUUACUGAAACUUACAAUCGAGAGCAUAUAACUGUAUGGGGGUCAAUGAAUUCAAAAGUAUCAAAAAAUGUGAAUUACGCAAUAAAAACAUUCUCACUUUUGCUCCAAUUUCGUAUGUAAUAUGGAUAAUGGCGUGUUAUGUUGUGGGACUACUCCCUUUCAUACCUAUAAAAUAUGAUUGUUUUGAAAUUCCUUUAGUUUCUGUUAUUCGAUCUAACGAGUUUGCCAGACGACGUCAUUGGGAUCGCUUUUUACCUCAUACAGUUCUUCUGCUCUCAGAUUUGUAUUCUUCUGGGUGUGUAACAAUGAAGAGGAUAUGCAAAAAGCUUUUGAACUUGGAGCUUCAGGAGUAAUGACAGACUAUCCCAGAAAACUAACCGAAUUCCUGAAGAAGCAUCCUGAGUAUCCAAAAGUUUUUUAAUUCAUUUAACAUCCUCGCUUUAAUAAUGACAGACUAUCCCAGAAAA
Molecule: messenger RNA, 1027 nt
Organism: Schistosoma mattheei
Lineage: Eukaryota; Metazoa; Platyhelminthes; Trematoda; Strigeidida; Schistosomatidae
Source: the annotation of a GenBank genome assembly